GAUACCAUACCCUCACCGUCCACCCCAGUCGAACCAUCACUGUCGACUCGUCGCCUCAACAUCCCCAAUUCCUCAAAAAACCCUAAAAAUAAACCUAGAAAGAAUAAAACCGUCGACGGAGAAUUCAGCGGCGAUGACAGAUUCAAAUGGAUCGAUCGACGGCGAAGCUAUCGGGCGCCCGACGAACCCGAUGGUGAGUCCGCUGCUCACCGACCUCUAUCAGUUCACCAUGGCCUACGCUUACUGGAAAGCUGGCAAGCAUCAAGAACGAGCCGUGUUUGAUCUCUUCUUCCGGAGGAAUCCUUUUGGUGGCGAAUACACCAUCUUUGGUGGUCUGGAAGAGUGCAUCCGGUUUAUUGCUAAUUUCAAAUUUACAGAGGAGGAGAUCUCUUUCUUGUGUUCAGUAAUGCCUACGUGUGAGGACGGUUUCUUUGACUAUCUAAGGGAGAUUGACUGCUCCGAUGUUGAGGUUUAUGCCAUUUCUGAGGGCUCCGUUGUAUUUCCCAAGGUUCCUUUAAUGAGAAUUGAAGGACCAGUUGCUGUGGUUCAACUGCUUGAAACUCCAUUUGUAAAUCUUGUUAAUUAUGCAUCACUGGUGACCACGAAUGCUGCAAGGCACAGAUUUGUUGCUGGAAAGACAAAACAUUUACUUGAAUUUGGCCUUCGACGUGCUCAGGGCCCUGAUGGUGGAAUCAGUGCUUCUAGAUAUUGCUAUAUGGGAGGAUUUGAUGCAACAAGCAAUGUAGCAGCUGGAAGAUUGUUUGGCAUACCACUUCGUGGAACACAUUCACAUGCCUUUGUCAGUUCAUUCAUGAGCCUGGAUGAGAUCGUGAACAAAACACUUCGCAGUUAUGAUGGCUCAAGCACUUGUGAUGAUUUCGUUAGCCUGGUGGAGUGCUGGCUCAACAAAAUGCAGCGGGCUGAUUCAUUACGAGGUACUUUUGGUGACACCAAUCAAAGUGAGCUGGCAGCAUUCACAUCCUAUGCAUUGGCUUUGCCAAAUAACUUCCUUGCACUUGUAGAUACAUAUGACGUAAUGAGGAGUGGAGUUCCUAAUUUCUGCGCUGUAUCUUUAGCACUUAAUGAAUUGGGGUAUCGAGCUAUGGGGAUUAGGUUGGACUCUGGUGAUCUAGCAUAUUUAUCCAUUGAGGCUCGGAAGUUCUUUUGUGCCAUAGAAAAGGAAUUUGAUAUACCUGAAUUUGGAAAAAUGAAUAUUACAGCCAGCAAUGACCUCAAUGAGGAAACUAUUGAUGCCUUGAACAAGCAGGGUCACGAGGUGGACUCCUUUGGAAUCGGAACCUACCUUGUUACGUGCUACGCACAAGCAGCCCUUGGAUGUGUGUUCAAACUAGUUGAGAUAAAUAAUCAGCCUCGCAUGAAGCUCUCUGAAGACGUUUCCAAGGUCUCCAUUCCAUGUAAGAAACGAUGUUUCAGAUUAUAUGGAAGAGAAGGCUACCCGUUAGUCGAUAUAAUGACAGGGGAAAAUGAACCAGCACCAAGGAUGGGAGAUCGGAUCCUAUGUCGCCAUCCCUUCAAUGAAUCAAAGCGAGCUUAUGUUGUGCCACAGCGAGUUGAGGAGCUUUUGAAGUGUUACUGGGCUGGUGGUUCAGCCAAUAAAAGAGAGGACCUACCUCCCGUCAAGGACAUAAGAGAACGUUGCAUACAACAACUAGAACAAAUGCGACCAGAUCACAUGAGAAGACUAAACCCUACACCUUACAAGGUGAGUGUCAGUGCAAGACUGUAUGACUUCAUACAUUUCCUGUGGCUCAACGAGGCACCUGUUGGCGAGCUCCAAUAGAAGAGACGAAGCAGUUGCAUCCAUAUCUCAAUCAUUUUGGUUCCAGCACCAAUUGAAUCACUAUUAGUACGCCCCUGAAGCAAAAAAGAAGAAAAAAAUAACUCUUGCGUGUGCACUGUGCUGAAGUUUACUAUUCUAAAAUUUUACGUUCCUGCAACAAUGGGGUUGGAUAUAUCAUAUAUAUAGACGAAAUGGUAAAGAAGUGAAAAAAAUAAUUUUUUUAAGAGGAAGUUGAUGUUACUAUCUAUGUAAGAAAACUAUACCAAAGGAAAAAGAGUGAUACUUUGUGCAGUCGUAUUUCUGUUUGCAGAAUUUUCUGGAAAUAAAUAUAUUCAUGAGUUAUGUUUCUGCA
This is a messenger RNA of Asparagus officinalis (garden asparagus), 2153 nucleotides long. Its product is annotated as nicotinate phosphoribosyltransferase 1-like. Lineage: Eukaryota; Viridiplantae; Streptophyta; Magnoliopsida; Asparagales; Asparagaceae. Gene Ontology annotation, molecular function: nicotinate phosphoribosyltransferase activity. Gene Ontology annotation, biological process: NAD+ biosynthetic process. Bases 134 to 1801 code for a protein of 555 amino acids. The record is from RefSeq and is a predicted model, not a curated record. The transcript is spliced from 15 exons.